Messenger RNA from Prunus armeniaca (apricot), 348 nucleotides. The record is from the annotation of a GenBank genome assembly. NCBI's taxonomy places the organism in Eukaryota, Viridiplantae, Streptophyta, Magnoliopsida, Rosales, Rosaceae.
AUGUUUCUGGCCACCAAAUUUGUCGAUCCAUGUUCAGUGAAUUGCAAUUUUUUAUCGAAUGAGAAGGAGGAUGAGGUGGAGUUGGUGUGGUCGUUGCUUUCGGCAGAGAGGCGAGAGUACAAGAAUUUGGUGACGCCGGAGCACUUGCUUGAAUCAGGGUUGCUGCAAGAAAUGGCUGGGAUAAGCGAGGAGAAGAAGCAACAAUGCCUUAGGGCGAGGCAAGAGAAUGAUAAGGUUGCCAAGGUCAGAAAGGCCGAAAAGAGGCAGGCCAAGGGCGUGGAGAGUGUGGCCGAAGGGGUUGAGGAUCGUGUCACUAGAAAUGGCCACGGGAUAAUGAUAAUGGGAUAG